AUGCGCUUCCUCGUUGCAGACAGUCAUGGCAAGCUCUCACGGGUCGCGGCAACAAAAGACUGCAAUGCCAUGGUAAAAGAUGCGCCAUUACCCGAUAUAACCCUUCUCUCUGGUCCUACAGAUGGCAAGCAUGGCGUACGGAUACAACGGAUGUGCCUGAUUGAUGAAUUUGAAGGGUCUCGCUGUGUCGCUGUUGUUUCUGGCUCCUUUUGUGAUGAUACGGCAGGUAUUGAGAUUCUCAAAGUGGAGACGGGUGAGACGUGCCUGAAUCUGUCUCUCGAGCAUGACACUGUCGAAGGAAGUCGGAGUGAUCAUGGCAGAGCAAAACAAACAGAGCAUCAACGCGCACAGGGAGACGAAGAAGAAAGUUGUGUGGCUCUCGUUUAUGCAUUGGGCAUACUAUGCUUGUGCACAACUGCUGGUCGUUUAUGGGCAUUUGACUUGUCCUCCAAGGCACAGACUGUUCCACGAUUCAACUAUUCACUACCAGCGCCAAUUGGUGCAUUCUGCGCACAUCCACGUCUACCAGGACUCUUUGCUUUUGGUGGUAAAGAGAAUGAUCUGCAGGUUUGGAAGACAGAUGCACAAGAAGGCCACGCAUGGACAUCCAUGAAACCGUUUUGGAAGGCCAAGAAUGUCAAGAAUGAUCAUCUCGACUUGCGCGUCCCCGUAUGGAUUUCUGGGAUUGCGUUCUUGCCAUCACAGGCGGAAAGUCCUAAAGCUCUCAAACUCGUCACUAGCACGAUGUAUGGACAACUACGUGUCUAUACGACAGACAAAGCACGGAGACCUGUCCAUCAAGUAGAGCCUGGUGAAUAUGCGAUUCAAGCAAUGCUGCACGUCACAGAGGAUGAAGUGAUUGUUCGUGAUACGCACGCGAAUGUCAUGCAUGUAUCGCUUGCAAAUACCACCUCGCAUGCAAAAGUGCUGGGAACAUACAAGGGCUUUUCAUCGAGCGUGUCAUCAGUUGAUACGGCUGAUGGAUGGGUCGUUGCUGGCUCUUUGAAUGGUUAUGUGCGCGUGUAUGACCUUCAGAAACAUACUUGUCAGGCGACGGUCUAUCUAGACGAUAGCCGUAAGGUCGUACAAGUCUUGUUCCUGGAUCAUCUGGAAGUACAGGAAGUCAAGGAGGAGGAGGACGAGGAGGAAGAAGAUGUCUGGGAUGGCAUUGAAGAGGUGGAAUCGGAGCAACGACGGAAACGCGUCAAGCGGUAA
Protomyces lactucae-debilis is the source of this 1215-nucleotide messenger RNA. RefSeq lists its product as uncharacterized. Gene Ontology annotation, molecular function: protein binding. The record is from RefSeq and is a predicted model, not a curated record. Bases 1 to 1215 code for a protein of 404 amino acids. Gene Ontology annotation, biological process: ribosomal large subunit biogenesis. NCBI's taxonomy places the organism in Eukaryota, Fungi, Ascomycota, Taphrinomycetes, Taphrinales, Protomycetaceae. The transcript has 2 exons. Gene Ontology annotation, cellular component: preribosome, large subunit precursor; nucleolus.